This is a messenger RNA of Oenanthe melanoleuca, 827 nucleotides long. It is a transcript of the gene RARRES2, whose product is annotated as retinoic acid receptor responder 2. The coding region runs from base 97 to 624 and encodes 175 amino acids. The transcript is spliced from 4 exons. Gene Ontology annotation, molecular function: signaling receptor binding. Gene Ontology annotation, biological process: inflammatory response; regulation of lipid catabolic process. The record is from RefSeq and is a predicted model, not a curated record. Lineage: Eukaryota; Metazoa; Chordata; Aves; Passeriformes; Muscicapidae.
AGGAUUCGGGGGCCGUCCCGGGCUGGGGGCCGCUCCCAGGAAAUGGGCUGAUGCCGGCGCCGUGCCAGCCCCGGCGAUCGGCGCGGCUCGGGCGGGAUGAGGCUCCCGGUGCCGCUCCCGGUGCCGCUCCCGGUGUCGCUGUGGCUGCCGCUCGCCCUGGCGGGGGCCGCGGUGGCCGCGGGGGCCGCGGGCCCGUCCCCGCUGCAGCGGCGCGUGGUGCGUGACGUGCUGGAAUAUUUCCACGGGCGCAGCAACGUCCAUUUCCUCUUCAGGGAGCGCGACGUGGACGGGGUCAUCGAGCGGGAGGAUCCCUCGGGGACCUUCGUGCAGCUGCGCCUGGGGCUGGCGCAGACGGCGUGUCGGAAACGGGCCCCGCAGCGGCACUGCCGGGCGCUGGAGAGCGGGCGCAAGCCCACCUGCCUGGCCUGCUACAAGUUCGACACCAGCGACGUCCCCAAGGUGCUGGACAAGUACCACAACUGCGGCCCGAGCCACCACCUGGCGGCCAAGGAGAUCCGCCAGCGGGACGAGGCCGAGUGCCGCGCGGUGGAGGCGGCGGGCGGCGGCGGGGACGGGCCGUACCUGCCCGGGAUGUUCGCGUUCUCGCGGGGGCUGCCGGCCUAGGGGGACCCCCGGGACCCCCGGGCGGGGGCGGGGAUCGGUCACAGCCCCGCCCCCGCCGUGUCCCCGCUCCGGGCGCCGCCGGACGCUGCUGCCACCGCCCUGUCCUGCGUGUCACCCCCAGCGCCGCGUGACCCACCAGGGUCCCGCGCGUGUCCCCCCCACAGCUGUGCCCGCCCCCCAAUAAACCCAGCGCUGGCUCCGCG